This is a messenger RNA of Momordica charantia (bitter melon), 1387 nucleotides long. Lineage: Eukaryota; Viridiplantae; Streptophyta; Magnoliopsida; Cucurbitales; Cucurbitaceae. The record is from RefSeq and is a predicted model, not a curated record.
UCAUAUGUUCAAGAUUGCCCCACGUCAAAUAAUCCCAAAAUCUUCUCCAUUUUCCCAUCCAAAUAAUUCACAAAUAAACUCAGCAGAAAAAUCGAAGAACAACAAGAACAAGGAGCAAAAUCCCAAAAAUCCCAAAAAUCCCAAAAAAAAGUUGCAGAAGAAUCUUCUCGUUUCCCCCUUAUCCCUCAGCUUCAGCUCCAUUGAUGAGCUGAUCCCUCUUCCUCUCUAUAAUGCGCCCUCUCCGGCCGCCAUCUUCAGCCCCACCGCCAUGUCUCCACUUCUCUCCCCCUCUCUCCUCCUCCUUCCUCUUCAGCUUCAGACCCAACAACCGAUUCCACUUCCUCAAGCCCUGUUCUUCUCUCAAGCAAUCCAAGAAGCCCACUCUUCAGAAGGCCCCCACCGGCGCCCCCCAGAGCUUCAAGUGGCUCUUUAGCCCCAAGGGCGACGACGACGGCGAGAAAGGGAAUAAGGGUUCGGCGGAGGGAGAUGGUGCCGCUUUGGAGGGCGACACUGCGGUUAAGGGCACCCUCUUGGCCGGUGUUUUGCUUGUUGGUGUGAUUGGUGGGUUUGCAUUUGCGGGAUAUGUGUACAGGGAUCCGAUCAAUGCGUUCUUGAAUCAGUUCUCCACGUUUAUUGAUGGAUAUGGUCCAGCAGGAUAUGCUCUAUUUGUAGCAGUGUAUGCAGGAUUGGAGAUCCUUGCAAUUCCCGCCAUUCCGUUAACAAUGUCAGCAGGACUACUCUUUGGCUCUGUAAUUGGGACGGUUAUAGUUUCCAUAAGUGGAACGGUGGCUGCUAGUGUUGCCUUUUUGAUUGCUCGGUAUUUUGCUCGUGAGCGUAUUCUUAAGCUCGUAGAAGGAAACAAGAAAUUCGCUGCCAUUGAUAAAGCCAUUGGGGAAAAUGGUUUCAAAGUAGUCACCCUCCUACGUUUGAGCCCCUUGCUCCCAUUUUCUCUAGGAAAUUAUCUAUAUGGACUCACAUCUGUUAAGUUUGUUCCCUAUGUAUUGGGAAGUUGGCUUGGGAUGCUUCCGGGAACAUGGGCUUACGUCAGUGCAGGUGCAUUUGGACGAGCGAUUAUUCAAGAAGAAUCUGAAGUUGGUUUGCUAGGAGGAGGCAAUGGUCAGCUGUGGACUCUGGGACUGGGAUUGUUGGCCACAGCACUUGCUGCUGCAUACGUUACACGAUUAGCCAAGAGCACGCAGGAUCCACCACCAAAACAAAUUGCGAAUCGGAAUCUGAAAUCGUUUCAUGUGGAAAGAGGAAAAGAAAAGAAAAUGAAAGAAAGGCAUAUCAUCAUCAAUCGCAGUCAAUUUCUAGGGUUUCAUAUGAAGAAAUCGAUCCGAGCGAUAAAAGCUAAGAAAUGAAGCAAUGUACAUACAGUUGACGGCUC